This is a messenger RNA of Anopheles bellator, 7077 nucleotides long. RefSeq lists its product as uncharacterized. The coding region runs from base 1 to 5604 and encodes 1867 amino acids. Lineage: Eukaryota; Metazoa; Arthropoda; Insecta; Diptera; Culicidae. Gene Ontology annotation, biological process: signal transduction. The transcript has 5 exons. The record is from RefSeq and is a predicted model, not a curated record.
AUGGACAGAGAACAUAAAGUGCUCAACAUCGACCCACCGGUACCGUCGCCCCGGCCAAGACCGGGCCGGUUGGCAGCGGAUGACGGCUCGUCGGGAAGCUUCCACGGCGAGUCCGAGAAUGCCACGAUCGUCGUUCGUCCGACCGAUAAUGCCGGCGGCGGUUGUUCCUCCUUCGUGUCGCUGCCAUCGAACGUCGCUGCUUCCGAUCGCGCUGUUCCUGGUUCCGGUAUUGGGGAAGAGCUGAACCGUCCCGUUCCGGCACCGCGACGAGUAAAGGGGCAGCUUUAUAACGAAGGAGAGGAGGGUGCGAAAGGCUUCCGGGGCACGCGGUAUGAAAAUGUCAUCGUAAUUAGUCAGAAGACACCGAUACGCGUUGCUCCGCCAUUACCGUCGACUCCGUCUUACCAUCCUCUGCCAGCAUCAUCACCAUCCCUUACGUCCUCUCCAGCUACACCAGCCAUGCCGCCGCAACCCUCACCAUCACCUCCCCCGGGGGUGUCGUUCGUUAAGCGCCGGGACAACGGCAGUCGUCGCGUUGCCGCUGCGGCGGCUGCGACUGCGGAUCGACGUCGUCACUCGGUCGGCCCCGGAUCGCUGAGCAACUUGCUGGACGGUGCUGCGGGCGAUAGCGGUAACGGGAUGGAGGCAGGAUACCACCGUGAAGCCACCGAAUGUGAAUUGGGCGGCGGUCGAAGGGAUAGUGGGGACCACAAGUACAAAACCAGCUCACCGGGCGACCUGUUCAAGUCAAUCGGAACCACGUCCCGGAUGCUGACCGAGUCGAUCGGCGAAAGGGUAGCCCACAAGUCGCGCAAGGUAGCGGAAAACGUGCGCAACACGAGUAGCACCAUCGUCAGCUGGAGCCAGGAGACGGCCGGCAAACUGAAGAGCGUUGGGCGCUCGAGCACCCGAAGCAGCAACACUUCCGCCGGCGGCGUUAGCAGCGGCAUCGACUCGACCACCACCACCUGCGGAACGGCCGACUCCUGGCGCCAGUCGGCAAAGAAGGAGCGUGACAAGCCCAAAUCGGAAGGGGGGAUGAUGCAGAAUAUCAAGUUCACCAGUCCGCUGUUGGAUGAACCGUCCACCAUCAUCACCACCACAACCGUACUUCCGCGUAACACUACCAUUACAACGACCACAACGUCCAGGGUGAACGACGCGGAAAAGGAUAAGCGUAGCCGGGCAGGUGCCGAUAAGCAGCCAGCGUCUUCUUCUUCUGGGCAAACGUAUGACAUUCCACGCCGGGGCAACAAACCGUCCAAUCUGCGGCCGGCUCCCGGAUCCAGGCCCGGAUCGUCGUCGGGUGGCGGAUCGGUGCAUAGCGCGAGCGAAAGCAACACCACCAGCCCGGUGUCGUCGGCAUCCUCAUCCAACACCACCACUCCCGAUAGAGGGGUGGGAGGCACCGUGUGCCGUGAGGCACAGCGGUUGCCGCCGAACUUCCGGCGUCUUCCUCUCACCAGAUCGAAUCUCUAUACUACCGUCUUGCCCAAAUGCCAGCGAGUGGAGAAAGGUAAACCGGGGCUCGGAUGGAUCCCACCACCACCACCUCCGGAGCCGCUCGCCGAUCGCCAUAAGCAGCACAAGAGCGAAUCGAACCUGCACGAACCCACGUUCUACGUCCAGCACCCGAUGCUGCUAGACGAUGGCGGUCAGCUGUGCGAUCGACAGGGGGGAAGCCAGAAUCACCUGUACGGAAAGCUGAACAUUCUUCCACGCCGGGCAAUAUCGAGCUCGUCGAGCAGCGGCGGGGGUGGCGACCUCGCCACCGGCGGUGCCUGCAGUACUCGCUCGUCGAUGGCCGAUUCCGAGGAGGACAACAUGUUCCCGGAGGGACGCCAAUUGGUGGAGUUAGGGUCACUGGUUGAAGUUCAACCGCAAACGGCAGGAGGAAAGCGACAGAUGGUGGAGGCAGACGGUGGCGAUGGUGUAGGAGGUGAAAAUGAAGUCGUCGCUAUCAUCAAUAGAAGUCGCCAGAUUUUCUCGCGUCAAGCGUCCAUCACCACCACCACCAUGGAGAAUGAGGACAGCCAACAGACGGAGGCGGCGGUUGUCGCCAAGUAUCGACCGCUGUCGUGGACCUAUUAUGUCAUAGCGCACGAGCAGACGAGCAGCAGCGUUUCACCACCAAUACUAGUGGCGGAGGUGACGCCAGGUACUGAUAACAAUGGGGAACAGGGGAAUCGUUCGGCGGCGACCAACAACCUGGAACCAUACUACGGUAAUGCUGGCGGGGGGACGCAACCGAUCUAUAACAUACUGGCGGAACCCCAGGUGCUAUCAUCAUCACGGUCGGUACUGCAACCGGUUCCGGUCGCCCACGGAGGUGUCGUGAACCAGGGUCAGCGGCAUGAUUAUGAUACUGUGUCGUUCUACUCGGACAUCGUCGAGUUUGACCCGCUCGCGGAUACCUCGGAGGCGAACUACAGCCAGUCGUCGCUGGAGCCGGAGUUGUGUUUCGACUCCUCCAAGCCCAGCAGUCGGGAGCUGUGGCUGAUCGAAGACAUGCUAAACUCGAAAUCGUCCGCCAUGGAGCGCACAUCCUUAACAUCGCCAAGCCAGCAGCAGCGCCAGGCGGCGGAUGAAAAUGAAGCUGCUGGUGGGGGUGGUAGUGAUCAAGUCGAUCGCGGCCCGCAAAUUCCUGAGCGAUCCGAUUCGCUCCUGCUACCGGGAGUGUUGUUGCCCAAGGCAACUGUUCCGGUGAAACCGAAGCGGACCAAACUGCCCAAUUCGCAGCUGAAGCCGGAGGAGUCAAUGAAAGGGAACAGUGGCAACAAUUCGAGAAGCAUCGGCCACAUCGUGCACCAAAACCUGUCCCUUCCUGCGGACAGCAUGGAGAACCUGGUGGAGGAGAGCCUCGUCCAGCCGUACCUGUCGGUGGUAGAAGAAGAGUCGAUAGCCAGCGGCGGCAGCAAUGGUGAUCCGUUGGACCUCAGCUAUCCGAAACGGCAUCCACGUAAGACCAACUGGUACGUCGAGGAUGUGCAGACUGCGGACCCGGCCCUCAAUGACAAUGCAACAGCCGCGUCUGGAGGGGGAGAAGCAGCUGCUGCAUCACCUGGAGCGGCAUCAUCACGCCAAUCAGCUCUCGGAACGCCCCCAACGUACUUCGAGGCGAUCGGGGGUACGGAUCCGCUGUUCGAGCGCGGUCUUGCCGCUGCUUCGGUGCCAUCUCAUAGAGAGCUCCCGAAGGCAACAUCGGGAGGCAGCGGCAGCAGUGUCGCGUCCAAGCUGCUGAAUGUACUCAAGCGCAGGUCGAGCCUAAAUCGUGGAUCAUCGACGUCGGCGGCGGGGGCGGGAGCGACGAAGACGGCCGCGGUGGCGGUGACGACGACGAUGAUGGUGCCGAAACCGGCACUGACUGAGCGACUCAUCACGCACAAAGGUCACGUUCUAAAGAUUCCCUCCGGCAAGAUGGGCGACCUGCCGCUGUAUUACGAGAUGGCUCCGCGCUCGGUUGUGCUGCGCGAGCGCAUCCUUCAAACGUUCCUCGACCCUCAGCAGACGCUGCUGAAGGAGACGAUCCAUUUGCACCACCUGUUGGCACUGCAGUGCGUCUUGCAGCACAAGUACAUGGGCGAAGGCGGGCUCCCUCUGCACGUCUUCGAGAUUGUUCUCGCCCUGCCGAAGGGGGGCGCUGGAAGCGCUAGCGGAGGGUUGGCGGCCGUCGCCGCCGCUGCUAUGUCCAGCAAUCCAGACCUGCUGAUGUCGGGCGGAGGCGGCCACAAGACCAGCCGCGCUUCGCACAUGUUCGCUACGCAUAAUCGCUCCGAUCGCAACCUGUGGAUGUCGAAAGUGCUGCUGUCGGUGACGGACGUGUUCCCGGCGGAGCUGCUGCGGGAGUUCCUGCGUGCUGGGUGGUGUUACGUAAAGAAGUCGGUGUCGGCGUGCUGGGCCGGGGCGUGGGUGCUGCUCACCACCAAGCGACGGCUGCACAUCUACAGCUUCGCCGACCACCAGCUGGACGAGCUGGACCUCCGCAAGGCGCGCUGCAUCGGGGCAAUCGAGGACAGUAGUAGCGCCAACGAUCCCCAGUCGCUGGCCAAGCUGUACGUCGAAGCUGGCCCCACAAUGCUCAUCGACUGUCCGCCGUUCCCGACACUCUACCUCAUCAUGAGCUCGCCGCGCGAAACGCACAUCUGGCGCAAGGUAGUCCUUCAAGUGGCGCACGAAAACGGCUCCACGCUACACACCCAGCAGCUGACACUGGCCGACGUGCCGGUGCUGGUCGACAAGUGCGUUAACUUCAUCUACGCGCAAGGCGCGAUGUCCGAGGGCAUUUACCGUCGCUCGGGCUCGGUGUCAGCCGUCGGCCGUAUCCUGAAGCUGUUCGCUGACGAUGCGUUCGCUGUGCAGCUGACUCGGGCCGAGUUCAACGAACACGACGUGGCCGGUGCCCUGAAGAAGUUCAUCCGCGAGCUGCCCGGUUCUUUCUUCGGCAAGUUCGCCUCCUCGUUCACGGCGAUCGGCAUGCUGUACGACGAGUCGCUGAGGCGGGAGUCGUACCAGCAGCUGCUACGGCAGCUGCCCCACAUCGAGCACAACACGCUGAAGAAGCUGAUCAGCCACCUGGCGUUCAUUGCGUCGCUCGAGCAGCACAACCGGAUGGGGAUCCCGAAUUUGGCCAUGAUCUGGGGUUCCACGCUGAUGGCGAACUCGAUCCAGCGCACGGUUGCGGACGAAGCGAGCAGCGGUUAUCAUCAAUCGGACGCAGACGUCGUGGCCGAUCUAAUACGGAUGUACCCGCAGCUGUUCCCAAUGAGCGACGACGAGCUACGCAAGGAUCAGAUGAUGCUGGAGGUGCUGCAACGGUACCAUGCGGCAGCAGAGAACCUCUCCGAUGCCGUCAAACACUCUGGUGAUCUGAAGAUGUGGAUCACGAUUGAGUGCGACAACAGCCCGGACGAAAAACAGAACAACAACACACCAAAUGCGGAGGAGAAGCAGCAAGUGAACGUGGAUAUUACUCCAACCAAGACUGCAUCCGACGUCUGCAAAGAAUUGGCCUCGCGGACGGUGUACCCGUGGAAUAAGCUGACCCUGUACGAGAUUGUGCUCAACGGCGCCUUGGUACGGCCCAUCCACUACGGGGAGAAAGUGUUGGAAAUCGUCGUUCGAUGGACUUACUGGGACGAGGCGGAUCGGAAGAACAACUACUUAACUCUCAGGCCCACCACCACACUGAACGACGCGUACAGAACCAUACAGAAGUCACCGGUGCUGGAACCGACGAUGGAGUUGCAGUUUGCCGAUCAACGCACCAAGGCCCUGCGCUCUUGCCAGCUGCAGCUCAUGAAGCACACUUUGGUGGUGCUGAGAAAGUUCGACAAAAAGGACAAAGGGUUCGAGAAGCUGUGCACGAUUGAUCUGACGCGUGUGACGGCGUACAUCGGGUGCGAACCGAAGCGUGACAAAUCCAGUCUACGCUGGGCCAUCACGCUCGUCAGUAAAGAUUUCGCGAAGAGAACACGGGAGGAACCGUUUGUCGGCCAUAUUUUCGGUGGGCUAGACUUUGCGAGCCAAAUGCUCUGGUACUCGAGCAUACUCUACAGCCACCACAAAGAUGACAUCUUACCGAGUGGAGAUUUAUUUUUCCUCUAAGAACCACCCGUUAUCCAUCUGCCAUUUUUAUAGUACAUAGAAAUAUUAAUUAUGGUUGCCAUCAUGAUGGUUUGUUGCCCGGGGAGGGGGGCGUCUGACCAACAGUAGCAAUAAAGCGGGAGUGAACUGGUUUUGUGAUUUGCUACGAAAUUAAAGAAAGUAUAUUUUAUGAGAAAAAAUAUACUAACAAUUGUGAAGAAAAAACGCUUUAUAACGGCAGAGAAUUAUUAGAACUUCCAUCACACAAAGAUGGCAAUCAUGUACAUACAUGUUCCGAUUAGAGGUUACUUUUUCUAUUUUAAAAGCCUAAGAUUUUUGAAUUUUAUAUCAUAUAUAUCAUAGAACAAUAUAAUUGAUAGAUGGAUAUAGUUUUACGGACGGCAUCACACCUAUCAGAGCACUAUCGAGCGCGACUGAAUUAGUUUACAUGAUUUUGAUCGAUCCAUGCUAUCUGCCAAUGAAAUGAGUUAAGUGUAGGAGGAAGAGUAUGCUGAAUAUAACUUGUGGUUUUGUUCAAUUCUUGAUGAACCUAAGGGUUCUGAGGGAACAAACAUUGUUUUACCACCAAAAUCAAUAGAACAUUCCCAUACAUUCAUUUUUCAUUUUUUAAUAGAAAAAUCAUCCAUUUGCAGGGAAGGUCAUUUUUUAAUAGAAGCCUAUGUAAGCCUAUUAUUUGAUUAGUUUGAAGUUGUAAUUGUUGUAAACAUAUAAUGUCUUAGUUGCCAUAGUGAUGAGUGGUGGGUGACAACGUAUAACCGAUGCAACAUCGAGAUAUAAUCAAGGCGAGAAGAUGCUAACUUGUUAAUGAGAACUAUUAGAACUUCCAUCACACAAAGAUAGCAAUCAUGUACAUACAUGCUCCGAUUAGAGGUUACUUUUUCUAUUUUAAAAGCCUAAGUUUUUGAAUUUUAUAGCUUAUAUAUCAUAUAACAAUAUAAUUGAUUGACGGAUAUAGUUUGACGGACGGCAUCACACCUAUCAGAGCAAUAUCGAGCGCGACUGAAUUAGUUUACAUUAGUUUGAUCGAUCCAUGCUAUCUGCCAAUGAAAUGAGUCUAGUGUAGGAGGAAGAGUAUGCUGAAUAUAACUUGUGGUUUUGUUCAAUUCUUGAUGAACCUAAGGGUUCUGAGGGAACAAACAUUGUUUUACCACAAAAUCAACAGAACAUUCCCAUACAUUCAUUUUUCAUUUUUCAAUAGAAAAAUCUUUCAUUUUCAGGGAAGGUCAUUUUUUAACAGAAACCUAUGUAAGCCUUUAAUUUGAAUAGUUUGAAGUUGUAAUUGUUGUAAACAUAUAAUGUCUUAGUUGCCAUAGUGAUGAGUGGUGGGUGACAACGUAUAUCAGAGCAACAUCGAGAUAUAAUCAAGGCGAGAAGAUGCUAACUUGUUUAUGAAAACUUAGCGAAACAUAUUUUUUUAACAGCAAAAUCAAUACAACAUUCAGCAAAAAGACGGGAUCAUGAACAGGUUACCGA